Molecule: messenger RNA, 1847 nt
Organism: Paraphaeosphaeria sporulosa
Lineage: Eukaryota; Fungi; Ascomycota; Dothideomycetes; Pleosporales; Didymosphaeriaceae
Product: ARM repeat-containing protein
Exons: 6
Coding region: 86-1780 (564 amino acids)
Biological process (GO): vacuole inheritance; nucleus-vacuole junction assembly
Cellular component (GO): fungal-type vacuole membrane
Molecular function (GO): protein-membrane adaptor activity; protein binding
Source: RefSeq, a predicted model, not a curated record
GUCGCUGCACCUCCCCCGAGCUCCCCCUCGCCGCUCUACCGCCCGUCCCGCGAGGACUGGCUGCCCGGCCGCGACACUGCCCGCCAUGGGGCUGUCCAACUUUGCUUCGAAGCUCUUCGCGACCUGCUGCGGCGGCCGCUCGAAAGACAGCAUCUAUGAUCCAGUGUUGGCGGACAGCGAGCGGGAAGCUGUGGCCGACCUGCUGGGCUUCUUGGAAAACCGAGCCGAAACCGAUUUUUUCUCAGGAGCACCUCUCAACGCAUUGAGUACGCUUGUAUAUUCAGACAACAUAGACUUGCAACGGUCGGCGAGCUUGACCUUUGCCGAAAUCACAGAAAGAGAUGUCAGGGAAGUCGACCGCGAAACCCUCGAGCCCAUCCUGUUCUUGCUCCAGAACCCAGAUAUUGAGGUACAGCGUGCUGCAAGCGCUGCACUGGGUAACCUGGCCGUCAAUACGGAGAACAAGGUCGCCAUCGUGGCGUUGGGAGGACUGGCACCUUUGAUCAAGCAGAUGAACUCGCCCAACGUCGAGGUGCAAUGCAACGCCGUCGGAUGCAUCACAAAUCUAGCCACGCACGAGGACAACAAGUCCAAGAUUGCACGAUCUGGUGCCCUGCAACCGUUGACUAGGCUCGCGAAGUCGAAGGAUAUGCGCGUGCAACGUAACGCAACUGGCGCAUUGCUCAACAUGACGCAUUCAGACGACAACAGACAGCAGCUCGUUAACGCUGGCGCCAUCCCGGUUCUUGUUCAGCUCCUCAACUCCACAGAUGUCGACGUUCAAUACUACUGCACGACAGCGCUCAGCAACAUCGCCGUCGAUGGCAGCAACCGCGCCAAACUAGCCCAGACCGAGGGACGCCUUGUCCAAUCCCUAGUCCAUCUCAUGGAAUCGUCGUCCCCGAAAGUUCAGUGCCAGGCAGCGUUGGCACUGCGAAACCUCGCCUCCGACGAACGCUACCAGCUCGAUAUCGUGCGCGCUCGAGGCCUGCCAUCUCUUUUGCGGCUCUUGCAAUCGUCCUAUCUUCCUCUUAUUCUCUCCGCAGUUGCAUGCAUACGAAACAUCUCCAUCCAUCCCGCGAAUGAAUCUCCCAUUAUCGAUGCUGGCUUCCUUCGACCCCUCGUAGACUUGCUUGGCUCAACGGACAAUGAUGAGAUUCAGUGCCACGCCAUCUCCACCCUUCGCAACCUUGCUGCUAGCUCGGACAAGAACAAACAGCUGGUUCUAGAGGCCGGCGCGGUGCAGAAAUGCAAGCAGUUGGUGCUCAACGUUCGUCUCACGGUCCAGUCAGAAAUGACGGCAGCCAUUGCGGUGCUUGCCUUGAGCGAAGACUUGAAGCCGCAUCUUUUGAGCCUCGGCGUUUUUGAUGUACUGAUCCCCCUUACGGAAUCCGAUAGUAUCGAGGUUCAGGGCAAUAGUGCUGCGGCAUUGGGAAACCUAUCGUCCAAAGUGGGCGAUUACACCAUUUUCAUUCAGAACUGGACGCAGCCCGAAGGCGGGAUCCACGGUUAUCUUCGCCGCUUCCUCGCAAGCGGCGACCCGACGUUCCAACACAUCGCUAUCUGGACUCUGCUCCAGCUGCUUGAAUCAGAAGACGACCGGUUACUCGAACUCAUAUCCAAGUCAAACGAGAUUGUGCGCAUGGUCACAGACAUUUCCGAGCGCAGCAUCGAAUCAGACGAGGAGGACAACGAAGACGGCGAGGGUGAGGUCGUUGGCCUUGCUCGCCGCUGUCUCGAAAUCCUGGACAAGACGCCGAAAACCCUCAUGGAGGGCUAAACUUCUGAAACGCUCCAUUAUACCCAUAUUUCUGACUCUCAUUUGACGUUCAACUCAUACGGUUUUU